GUCACGUGAUAAAUUGCAGACGAAACCGCGAAGCUGCUUCCGCUCCUUCGCGCCAGAUUUCAAACAACGGCGAAUUUUUAUGUUAUUAAUGGUAAAAAAGGAUAAUGCCGCUGUUUGGUAAGAAGAUAUUUAGUACAGUAAAGCCUUUAACUGAUAAAGAACCGAAUGAGACGAUCUACACGAUACCACAUACCAAGGAACAGUUCAGAUCCAAAGAGGAAUACACAAAACGUUUGUCGUGGUAUAAGGAGAAAAUCUGGACAUGCAAGUGUACAGGCCAUGUGAACCUGACGCAUGAAGAAGCAUGGAAUUCUGAAAAGCAGGUUCUCAAAGUCUUGAAAAAUCAGUUCCAGACUGCUUAUGAGAAACCAGUACUACAGUUAGUCCACCACAGUACUCUUCCUCUUGAAAGCAUUGUUGAUCAAGCUUGGCUCAAACUGCAGCAGGUGCUCUGCAUAGGAGAAAAGGUUGUUUUAAAGAUAAAGGCUGCUGGAAAAACAAUUCAAGGUGUGGUUGUGAAAGUGGACACAGCAGGAUGCCAGGUGAACCCCACUAGCAACUGUAGCUCUCCCUCAAGUGACAAAGAAAACAAGGCUGAAGAGGGAAACUCGCCCAAAAAAUGGACCCCACCCAAGUUACUGCCUUACAAGUACAGCUUCCGUCUAGAGGGAGAAGACAAAAUUAUUAAUGCAGUUCCAGCUUCAGAUCUUCAGCGGACAGAUAAGCCUCCAUCUAAGGAACUCAUCCGACUGUUCAUCCGAGCCAAUUCCGUCAGGUCUGGGCAGAACCCCACCAGUCCGUGGGUCGUGGAUGAAAAUAAAGUCAAGGAGUUUAAUCUACCCAACAAGUUUAAUGAUUUCUUCUUGUCACCUGUCAAGGUGGCAGAGGUGGCAAAGAAAGCAGAGGAAGAAAGGGCAAAGAAAAGAAAGUCCACAGGAAAGCAUGAUUCUUCAUCCUCUAAAAAACUGAAGAAAAUGAAAGGAGAAGAAAAGAGCAAGGAUAACAAAAAACAAAUGACUCUGUCGCCACUGAAAAAGAAAGUGUCAAAGACGCCGACCAAGUCUUCAGAUGAUGAUGUACAAAUCAUUGAGAAUUCAGACUCUGAGAGUGAUGAAGAUAAGCCAUUAGCCAAACUGAACAAAUCUAGUCCCUCCAAAAAGACCUCAGAGAAAAAAGAAAAGAAGCAGAAAGUAAAAAAGGAAAAGAAAGAAAAGACCCCAAAGAAAGAUGGUAAGAAGAAAAAGGAAAAACUAGAAUCUGCUGACAGUGAUGAUGAGCCCCUUGCAAAGUUGAAAAAGUCCCCCUCUAAAAAGGGUAUGAAGCAGAUGACAUUAUUUGAUUUAUCAAAGAAAAAAGGGAUGAAAACCCCAGACAAAAAGAAAAUGGGAUCUUUAAGAACACCAGAAAAAGGCAACAAAACACCAGAUCGACCAAUUAAAUCUCCCACCAGCAAAACCCCAGCCAUUGUGUCUAAAAUGGUCAGGGCCUUCAAACUGAAAGAGGAAGCAAAAUUAAAGAACUUGGCUGUAAAAGCAGCUGAUAUACUGACUGUCAAUCAGAUGAAAAAACUACCCUCGGACAUUAAAGACCUCGUCAACAAACGAUUCGAAAAGAUUCAGGAAAAGAAGAAACUUGCCAGCAUGACUGAGGAGGAAAAGGCAAAUUACAUGAAAGAGAAGAAAGAGAAACAAAAACAGGAAAUGAGAGAAAAGCAGCUGAAACUCAGACAGAAAUUUGAGGAUCAGGAGUUAUCUAACCUGAAGCCUCUACCAGCUCCAAAAUUAGUGACCACCCCUGAGGGACUGCCUAAUGAGCUGUUUGGGGACAUCACCAUGGUGACAGAGUUUGUCAGCUGUUACUCAGGACUUCUGAUGCCAAAAGAUGACUACCCUAUAUAUACAGAUGCCUUAAUGAAGGCUCUGUGCAGUGGUAAGGAAGGCUUCCUGUACAUUGGUCGAGUCCUGGUAGUUCUACUUCAGACUCUUCUGCAGGAUCAGAUAUCAGAGGAUUACCAGGAGAUGCGUGUGUCCCUUAGUGACAUUCCUGUGAACCCGUACACGGCCUCGGAGUUGGUUCGGCUCUGUCUGAGGAGACAAGAUGUCGAGGAUCAGAGUACGAGUAAUGUCAGCACUGACACGGAUCUAGAUGAGGAAGUGUCAGAUGACAUUAUUCAGCAGUUGGAAACCCAGGAAUUCUUUAUGUUAGACCCAGUGCAGAAAAUUCAGAUCCUUAAGGGCCUGUGUCUGAGAAUCAUGGGAACCUAUUCUGUCCAGGAUUACAUGGAGGAAAAACAGCAGGAAGCCACACAACUCUGGAAAACAAAAUUAAAAGAGAUGAAAUCAAAGAAUGAUGAACUGAAAAAAGUAAAGAAUAAGAAGGGACUGGUGAAUGGGGAGGAACCAACCAAAGCCAAAGAGGGGGAGGGGGAAAAUCAGGGGAAGGAGGAGGAUCCUAAUAGGGAUAUUUUAAUUACCCAUUUUUAUGGGAAACAGGCAGUAGAAAGUGAUGGAUCUAAACCAGGGACCCCCACACCUAUGGAUUCAGCCGAGGAGAAGGAUGACCUGGCGUCGGUGGUCAAAAGACGUAGAAUCACCACGGCCCAGGCAUUAGCUGAAAAGAAGAAAAAGGAGGAGGAGGACAGGUUAAGGAGGCAAAAAGAAGCUGAAAUAUACAAGAAAGAAAUAGAGAUGGAGAAAUUUGAGAAAAAGUUUACAGAAGGGAUAGCUCUUGCUAAGGCUGUGCUAAGACAAACUCCGAUAGGAACGGAUCGUAACCAUAACAGAUACUGGGUGUUUUCACAGACCACACCAGGACUUUACAUUGAAAAAGGAUGGGUAACGGAUUACAUUGACUAUAACGUCCCCAAAUCUGAAGAAUCGGAUGAUUCUGACGAUGACGUGGUGGUGACAGAAGAUGGUCCAUUGUCCGAGUCACGGACAGCUGCUGAGAAAACAGCUCCCAAAAUUGGACAGAAUCUGUGGUUUACGUACGACUCGGUCAAAGACCUCGACAUUCUGAUAGAUAGUCUCCACCCACAGGGGAUCCGAGAAAAUCAUCUACGAGCCGAACUCAAAAAGAGAUAUGAUAUUGUACACAAAGCUGUGAUACGAGCCAACAGAACCAAUUUAGAACUCAGGGAUUGUGACGGAGAAAAGGGAUUGAUGGAAGCUUAUAAAAAGACAUCGGAGUACAAUGAGAAUGAGGCUCACUUUAAAAAGGAGUUGUUGGACACGGAGCUGAGGUUACGGAAUGGAGGACUAGGAGGAGUGGAUGAUUUCCCUGUGUGGGAGAAAAAACUAGAGACUUCAGCAGACUUAACAGGCAUGGCGGAGUGCCUGUUAGAAGUGCAGGAGAAUGUGCUAGAGAAGUUUCGUCAGGGUAUCAUGGCUGUGAGUAAGAAGAAGAUUCUGGUCAAAUCUGGGGAUGACAGUGACGCAGAGGAGAAAGAGGAAGAGAUCACAGUUUGUCUGGGUAUAUCUAAGUGGCGAGAGGCAGUGGAGAAUGCUAGUACCUUGUCAAGACUUCAUGUUCUCUUCGGCAUCCUGGAAGCUUGUAUAAAGUGGGAAAAAUCAGCUGAAAAUGCGAAAUGUAAGAUCUGUCGUAAGAAAGGAGAUGAUUCGGCUUUGUUGCUAUGUGACGAUUGUAACCAAGCUUUCCACAUGCAUUGCCUACGGCCAGCUCUCUUUGAGAUUCCUAAAGGCGACUGGUUAUGUCCAGCCUGCGAUCCAAAUCAUUCAAGAAGACGAGUUCGGGAUUACCCUAAAAACUACCAUGUAUCAGAUUCAAAUGAUGAAGCAAGUGAUGAGAGUGAAAUAGAACAUGAAGACAAGUGUGUACAGUGUGGCCAUGAUGAGAAUCUUAUUCUGUGUGCCAAGUGUCCAUCCGCCUACCACCUGGAGUGCCACGACCCUCCUCUCCGUCGACCCCCCAGGGGUCACUGGGAGUGCAACGAGUGUAAGACGGGUGUAAAAAGGUCAACCAGGUCUAAAACGGCAAGGAGAAAUGCUGUAAAGAAUAAGAGAGCCCCUCCAAGGCGGCGUAAUUAUGAGGAGUCGGAAGGCAGCACAACAGAGGAGGAAGAAGAAGAAAGCGAUGAGGAGGGUGAGGAAAGUUCUGGUACAGAGGAGGAGGAAGAGGCUCAACCUCCGAGAAAGUCACAGCGCCGAUCUCAGGACACAAUGGCACGACGGGGCAGGCCAGCUGCUCAGGCACGUGGCCGGGACAGGACCAGGAAUAGGUCCACUGAUGAAGAAAUGACAGUAUCACGAUCAGGAUCAUCACGACGGGCACCGUCAGAUUUAUCUAUAUGUGAGCAGAUUGUAGCCAACACCAUGAAACAGAAAGCCUGCUGGCCAUUCUUAAAUCCUGUCAACAAAAAGGAGGUACCUGAUUACUACCAGAUCAUCAAGCAUCCAUUAGAUUUCCAGAUCAUUAAGGAUCGACUUCAAUGUCUGGUGUAUGGAUCUCCUCUAGAGGUGAUGGAAGAUGUGAAGCUGGUCUUCAAUAAUGCUGAGACAUACAACAAAGAGGGCAGUGAAAUUCUGGAUUAUAUGAGGGAAGUCGAGACCUACUUUUCUGAACAAAUGAAGAAACAUCUGCCGACAUUCCCGUAUUAUCGACAGACCCUGACCAAUGGGCAUGCUGAUUGACAGAAUUAGUGAUGCUUUCCUUGGUUUUUAUAGAGUAAAAUACACUGUAGCAUCUGAAUGUAAGGCUGGUUUAUAUGGCAAACAAGUGCUCCGUGUCACUCCUUUAUGUGUUCUGUUUUUCAAGCAGUAUUUGUUCAUUAAAAACAGAGACCAUGUAUUAAGUAAACUCAGACUGUUCUAUCUCGUACAAUACCAGACACAUAUUCUCUGAGCUGAUGGGAUCAUGCUCCAGGGAACUCGAAUUCCUACGCUGAGUUUCAGUCUCCAUCAAAAAUGACCAACCUCUCUACUUAUGAAAUGGUUCAUCUUUUUAUAUACUUGUCAACAAUAUAAAAUGGAUACUUUUUUCCUUCAUUUUUUUAUACAUGUAUAUUACUUUAUUAGAAUGAACAUUUCACAUAUUUUUAGGGUAUUUUAGAUUAAGUAAUAUUAGAUAAUUUAUUCAUUUUACAUAUGUGCUUUUGUGAAGAAAAAAAUCAUGAAUAUGUAGCUGAGAAUGUGAAUCUUUUUUGUCACAGGGUGGUGUCAUCUUUUACCAUUUUGUUUUUUAAGUUAAACAAUGAAAUCAUGUUGUAACUUGUGUCACAGAUUUAUUUAUAUCAGAUCACCAAGAUUUCAUCCAAACCCAUUUUUCAUUGGUCGAAAAAAGGAAUGAGUACUGCAAGAAAUGCAGAUAAAUUGUGUCAUUUAAAUUAUGAAAUGUAAAAUAGGUUUUUUACAGAAAAAAUAAUGAGUGAACAGUUAUAUUUAGAUUUCUUUUUACUUCAUGUUCAAAAUUUCACUCGACUACAAAUCAAGAACUGCUUUUGUAAGAGUUACUUGAGAUGGUUUAGUUUUAAAACAACAACCAUCAUAAGUUGUAAUUUCUGAACUUAGCAACAGCAAAAUGACAGGAAGGUUUACAUGUGAUUGUCAUUCUGUUCUCAGAUUCUCAAAGUACAUCAAAUAUGAAUAUGCAUGACAGAAUCAUGACUGGCAUUGCUGCCUUGUACCAAAUCUGUAGUAUCUGUUAUUUUAUGGUCGAUGUCUGUUAAAUCUAAAAUAAAAUGUCAGGAAAUCUC
This is a messenger RNA of Saccostrea echinata, 5710 nucleotides long. RefSeq names its product tyrosine-protein kinase BAZ1B-like. The record is from RefSeq and is a predicted model, not a curated record. Lineage: Eukaryota; Metazoa; Mollusca; Bivalvia; Ostreida; Ostreidae. Gene Ontology annotation, molecular function: protein binding; histone H2AXY142 kinase activity. Gene Ontology annotation, biological process: chromatin remodeling. Gene Ontology annotation, cellular component: WICH complex. Bases 105 to 4649 code for a protein of 1514 amino acids. The transcript has 34 exons.